Messenger RNA from Rubroshorea leprosula, 982 nucleotides. The record is from the annotation of a GenBank genome assembly. Lineage: Eukaryota; Viridiplantae; Streptophyta; Magnoliopsida; Malvales; Dipterocarpaceae.
GUUUAAAAUAGCUGUUUCUAAUUCAUCAUCUGUGCAGAUUGCUGUGAUGGAAGUGAUGAAUAUGAUAGUGGUAUCAAGUGUCCCAAUAUGUGCGUCAUGGGUGGGAACAUUGAGUACAAAACUGAAACUUAUAUUUCUGCAAGUAAUGUUCACUCUGCUGGUGCAAAUGAAAGGAAAGAUGGAAUUCAUUUGGAUGACUUGAUUGAGAAGCUUAAAGGUUUGAAGAUGAUUGCAAUACUGGAGGUGGUCCUCAUUGGGUUUCUGGUAAUAUGGAGAAUAUUCCGUCGGCAUCUCAGGUCAAAAAGAAGACGUCACCAUUGAAAGCAUCUACAUUGGUUCACAAUUCUGUCCUUGCAAUCACGAAGACAGAGUGAGUUGAAUGUUUUGAUCUUGGGUGGAAAGGGCAGGCAAAACCAUCUGAUGGGAUUAGGAAUCAAAAACAUUUUGUACAAAAUGGUCUAGUACACAGGAUAUUUAGCAUUGUCUCAUAUAUAUUCAAUCAUGUUCUAUCGAAAUCCAUUUAUUUGCUUUUGCAUUUGCCUGUUUGACGUUCCAAAUAUGGGGCUGAAGUAUCAUGCAGGGAGUGCAGGGAAAGAAAAUGUGCCAAGUAGUCCCCUUAGGGAAUGUUUCAGUGGUUAAGAGCUAAAGUUUCCAUGUUGGAAAUCUUAAAUUUGAAUCCUGAAAUAGUUAGGGAGGCGUUUGGGAAUUGGGAACAAGGAAAGUUAUCUCUUAUUGUAUAGUUGAUUAUUUGAUGUACCAAUUGAAAGAAAAUGUGCCAAGUAAACAUUAGCGAUAAAAAAAGAAAAUCACACACAAUAUGUACUUGGUUUGGCAUAUACUUCUAUCAGCAAGCCUAGGUCUAGGCCUACAUCCAGGGAUGGGCGUUAAGUUCAGUUUGUAUGAACCGAACCGAAAUUUAGGUUGAGACUUGUAUACAGACACAUUUUUUAAUGCAUACUUGCAAUACACUUAAUGAUAAAAC